Thalassophryne amazonica is the source of this 2754-nucleotide messenger RNA. It is a transcript of the gene soat2, whose product is annotated as sterol O-acyltransferase 2. NCBI's taxonomy places the organism in Eukaryota, Metazoa, Chordata, Actinopteri, Batrachoidiformes, Batrachoididae. The transcript is spliced from 15 exons. The record is from RefSeq and is a predicted model, not a curated record. Bases 57 to 1634 code for a protein of 525 amino acids. Gene Ontology annotation, biological process: cholesterol metabolic process; cholesterol efflux. Gene Ontology annotation, molecular function: cholesterol binding; fatty-acyl-CoA binding; cholesterol O-acyltransferase activity. Gene Ontology annotation, cellular component: endoplasmic reticulum membrane.
CAGCAUCAGCCAGUUGAAUUCCAGCAGAACUGUUCUGUGCCUGUCCAGAGGACACCAUGUCAGACACUGAGCCUAACAGAGUGUGGCACAGAAAUGCCAAGACGCCCAAUGAGAGCUGCAGUCACACUGACAACCGCAGUGGUGCACAUGCAGAAGAUCUGAAGCAGUGGCUGAACCAUGUACAGAAGGUGAAGGUGAAAACCCUGGGGGAGGCCCAAGAUCAACACAGUCAACUUCUAGAUAACGCUUUAGCCAAGACCACUCAGCACUUCAGUCAAGUCAAGCCAGUGAUAAAUGGAGACACACCAAAUCACAGACACAGAGUGGGAGGCACCAAAGUGUUUGUCGACAGGCCUUCACUGUUGGAUGAACUGUUUGAGAUCAACCAUGCCAGGUCCAUCUACCACAUGUUUGUAGCUGUGUUCAUCAUCUUCUACAUGACCACACUACUCGUCAACUACAUUGAGCAGGGCAGAUUGGUUUUGGAGCUUGACCUGUUGUUCUAUGCUUUUGGAAAACUGGGGAUGGUCGCCUGUGCCUGGCUGGGGAUGUUUGUCUACACUCUGGUUGUUCCCUACUAUCUCCUGCGCUUCUGGGGGACGUUCUACCACAGUUUCCAAUCUAAGGUGUUGUUGUCUCUGGGUGCGAGCCUCGUCCUGGCUGCCAUGCAUGCCUGUGUGCUGGGAGUGUUCCCUGUCUUUGUGGUCGUGCACAACCAGAUGCCCCCAGCCUCACGCUUUAUUGUUAUAGUGGAACAGAUCCGAUUCCUGAUGAAGAGUUACUCCUUCAUAAGAGAAACUGCUCCUGUUAUUAUGAAGAGCACACCAAAGCAAGGAGAACCUCCCAGGUUCCCAUCACUGUCCAGCUAUCUUUACUUCCUCUUCUGUCCAACUCUCCUCUUCAGGGAAUCGUACCCAAGGAAUACUCACAUUAGAUGGAAAUAUGUUGCUGAUACUACUAUCAUGAGUAUUGGCUCCUUGUUGUAUACCAACGUCGUCCUAAUGCGCCUUUGUGUGCCCGUCUUCAAACACGCCACUUUCAACCUGUUUGUAAACAAACAGACAUUUGUUCUUGCCGUGUUCCACUCAGUAUUACCAGGUAUAAUGAUUCUCCUCUUGUCUUUCUUUGCCUUCCUCCACUGCUGGCUCAACCUCUUUGGGGAAUUGUUGCGUUUUGCCGACAGAAUGUUCUAUAAGGAUUGGUGGAACGCUAAUUCCUUUGCCAGCUAUUACCGUACCUGGAAUGUAGUGGUUCAUGACUGGCUGUAUAACUAUGGAUACAGAGACUUCCUCUGGCUGACAAAUGGGAAAUUCCGUACCACUGCUGCCAUCUCCGUGUUUAUCGUCUCUGCUAUCGCCCACGAGUAUGUUUUCGGCUUGAGCUUUGGCUUCUUCUAUCCAGUCCUGCUCUUCCUUUUUGGCAUCGUUGGCGUGCUGUUCAACUUUGUGAUGAAUGACAAACAUCAGACCCCCUUGUUCAACAUCAUCAUUUGGAUGGCUCUGUUGACUGGUCAGGGCCUCCAGGUGUGUCUGUACUCCCUGGAGUGGUACGCCCAAAUACAAUGCCCUCGGACAGGGAACACUUUCUGGGAGUUGGUGACACCUCGAUCUUGGAUCUGCAACUACCCAAAUUGAAAUUGCUGCAGCAACAGCUUCCUGUUUCCAGGCCUUAAGGAACAAAUGCUGCAUAAUAAAGGCUGGAAAAAUAAGAAGAAAUCGAGUGCUGUGAUCGACUGAAAAAAACGAGGAAGGACAAACUGAACAAUGUGUAAAUGCACACCAUUUUUAAUUUCUUUUUGAAUGUGUGUGGACAGGUUAACAUAGAAAUUAUGUGUUUUUGUGAAAAUGUUAUGGCAGGUUUGAGGACUGGGAGGAAAUGAUUGAUUUUAUCUGUGAUAUUGGGCCAUUUCUGAUUCUACUGCAGUCUUGAUAUUUUAACAAAAGGUGGGAUGCCACUACGUAGGCACGUUUCCAUUACCCCUCAAAUUGUGUAAUUUGAAAUAGUGAAAGGACAAAUACAACGUAUUUUAAAAGAAAACUCUCAAAUGUCACAAUACAGUUUUUACUCUUGCAUGUUUUAUAGGUGAUUCCAAAAGUCCUAUUUAGCAAAACUGCAAUGUAAACACUUUCAGGAAUUACAGGUCACAUGAAUUAUGGAAAGAAUUACAUAGUAUGUUUUUUUAAAAUACAUCACAUGGAUACCUGUGGAUGGAGGGACAGGCUGAAAUUUUUUAAAACAUCAUAACAUCACUCAGUGGAAAUGCUAUUAUUUUACCCUUGUGUUUUGUCAAUAUUCUGAAAAUAUCACUUACCUUUAGUCCAAAUCUGUAAUGGAAACAUGCCUUCCAGUGCUCCUCUGUAAUCAGACAGAUCUGAUCCCAGAUCUAAACUGUAAAAUAAUAAUACCCUACAGUUUUUUGUGUUUUUUUUGCAAUUUGACAUUUUUGUUGCUACGUUAUUCAUUUGUGAUAUAUCUAUUCCUGGAAUUUAAAAAUGGGACACAAAGUCAGUGUCUACAAACCUGCAUAAAUCAUAGUAAUUUAGUUGUUACAUUUUAUGAGAGCACUUGAACAGAAGCAAGACUCUUAAAUGUGAGUUUUCUUUUCGUAUCACCAUUUGGGGGAAGGCAAGUUUUAAUUUGUACAGAGGAGAGAUGAUGGUUUAGUGGUUAAAGUGUUGGGUUUGAGACCAGAGGAUCCUUGGUUCAAAUCCCAGCCUGACUGGAAAAUCACUCAGGGCCCUUGGGCAAAGUCCU